Rosa rugosa (rugosa rose) is the source of this 1658-nucleotide messenger RNA. RefSeq names its product probable aspartyl protease At4g16563. Gene Ontology annotation, biological process: proteolysis. The transcript has a single exon. The coding region runs from base 173 to 1540 and encodes 455 amino acids. The record is from RefSeq and is a predicted model, not a curated record. Gene Ontology annotation, cellular component: extracellular region. Gene Ontology annotation, molecular function: aspartic-type endopeptidase activity. Lineage: Eukaryota; Viridiplantae; Streptophyta; Magnoliopsida; Rosales; Rosaceae.
CUAUGUUUUGCCCCAAUCGAACUUGAUUCUGUUCCUCCUUUGGCCCUUUCUUCUUCAGUAAGAUUAAAGAAGCUGCUCAAAAGCAAACAACACACUGAAACCCACCACCAUCUUUUCUCCUCUUCUUCUUCUUCUUCCCCCCUCACCCAGACCCCUCACAAUUCAAAACUCCAUGGCGACUCCCAAUCCCCUCCUCCUCUCUCUCAUUUCCCUCUUCUCCCUUUCCCACCUCGCAUUCUCAUCCAAACUCACACUCCCUCUCACCCUACUCGCCACACACUCCUCCUCCUCAGAUCCAAUCCAGACCCUCAGCCUCCUCUCCUCCGCCUCACUCUCCCGCGCCCACCACCUCAAACGCCCCAAACACUCCAACUCCUCCACCACCAAAGUCCCUCUCUACCCCCGCAGCUUCGGCGCCUACUCCAUUUCCCUCAGCUUCGGCACACCGCCGCAGACCUCCACCUUCGUCAUGGACACCGGCAGCAGCCUCGUCUGGUUCCCCUGCACCUCCCGCUAUACCUGCUCCAACUGCGUCUUCCCCAACAUUGACCCCACCCACAUCCCCACCUUCAUCCCCAAGCGCUCCUCCACUUCCCGAAUCGUCGGCUGCAAAAACCCAAAAUGCGCCUGGAUUUUCGGCCCCGAAAUCAAUACCAAAUGUCCAAACUCCUCCCAGGCCUGCCCGACGUACCUCAUUCAGUACGGCUCCGGCGCCACCGCCGGAGUUUUGCUCUCCGAGUCCCUCGAUUUACCCAAUAAAACCGUCCCCGAUUUCGUCGUCGGCUGCUCUUUCCUCUCGAUCCGACAACCCGCCGGAAUCGCCGGCUUUGGACGUGGCCCGGAAUCCCUCCCCGUCCAAAUGGGCCUCUCCAAAUUCUCCCACUGCCUAGUCUCCCGCAGAUUCGACGACACCCCCGUCAGCAGCGACCUCGUUCUCUACAGCGGCUCCACCUCCGACGACAGUGGUGGCGUCAGCUACACUCCUUUCCAGAAAAACCCCGGCGCCUCCAACUCCGCCUACCGCGAGUACUACUACCUCGCUCUCCGCAAAGUCGUCGUCGGGAAAAAACACGUCAAGAUACCGUACAAGUACUUGGUUCCGGGGGCCGACGACAAUGGCGGGACCAUCGUGGACUCCGGGUCGACGUUCACGUUCAUGGAGAGGCCGGUGUUCGAGGCGGUGGCGCAGGCGUUCGCGGCGCAGAUGGUGAAGUACACCCGGGCCAAGGACAUAGAGAACCGGACCGGGUUGAAGCCGUGCUUUGAUAUUUCCAAGGAGAAAACGGUGGACUUCCCGGAGCUGGUUUUCCAAUUCAAGGGCGGUGCGAAGAUGGCAUUGCCGUUAAACAAUUACUUCGCUCUGGUCACCACCGGCGGCGUUGUGUGCUUGACCAUCGUCACGGACGGGGUGGCGGGGCCCAGCGUGGCGAGUAGUGGGCCCGCGAUUAUUUUGGGGAGUUUCCAGCAGCAGAAUUUUUACGUCGAGUACGAUUUGGCGCACGAUCGGUUCGGGUUUAGGAAACAGAGCUGUAAAAAGUGAAAGAGAGCCCGGAUUUAUUUAUUUCUACUGGUUGACUAAAUAGAUUAUAGUUUAAGAUAAUAACUUUGUAAAUUUUGUGAUGAUUUAUCACAAAACAAAAGGAAUUUCUCGCUUUUCG